This is a messenger RNA of Paramuricea clavata, 10953 nucleotides long. The record is from the annotation of a GenBank genome assembly. Lineage: Eukaryota; Metazoa; Cnidaria; Anthozoa; Malacalcyonacea; Plexauridae.
AGACAACAAAUACAAUACAUGCUUUUACGGUUCAAUUCAACAGUUUCAAUCGUUCGAGGUUCCUUUCUUCCUUGGCUAUAGCGAAAAUGUCGAGCAAAGUAACUUGAGUUAACCUCACCUAGGACCAACGGAACUUUCAGUACAGCCUUGGGGGAUAUACUUAGUCGAAUUAAAAUUCUGAUCACAAAGUUGAAUACGGUGAGUCUAGCUUUGGUUCAUAGUUUAUUGCGGUCGUUCUCUUUCAAAUGUCGAAUUAUGCUUACCAUUGUCAAUGAAGCGAGAUUCGAUGAACAACUGAUUGCGAUCAUCUAAACUCUCGGCGUCUCAAAACACAUACGUGAAGAGAAUUUCAACGAAAUGCAGGUAUAAAUUACUAAUCAAUUCACAGUUGCUUCAUUUAUUGUUAUUAUAUUCAUUGUCUCUGCCAAAUACCAAUGGGCCAGCAGAGAUCGUAGUUUAACUGCAUGUUAUCAAUUCGAUUCAUUUAUUAUUGUGCGCAUCAAAUGGGGAUUAACUAUGAUUGCAGUUGAAUCAUACAUGUAGCUCAGCCCCCAGUUACACGAUACCGGAUUCGCAUCGGAGCGACAUCAAAUUUUACCGCUUCCAGGUGAAUUUGGCACUUAAAAUUAUGAUAAUAUAACAUAAUUAAACAAAAACUUCAAAUAUGAAAAGUUGUAAGAGCAAAAGAGGAAAACACCUUAAAUUGAUGUCGCUCCGACACGAAUUCGGUAUCGUGUAACUGGGGCCUCAGUCUAAAAUAUUUAAAUUAUGCAUAUUAAAGUGUUGAACUUGUCCAAUAUAUUAUUUGUCGCGAGGAAGUAAUCAUAGAGUACACGCGUCAAAGUUUUUCGCCAAUUGUCUACAACAUGUGUUCGAACUGCUUGUUCCCGUUGUUGAGUGUUGACAAGUCUGGAACAAGUUGUUAUCAUCUUGUAACAAGGUUUAUGAGACAACAGACUCGCAACAAGUUGUUCCAACAAGUCUGAUAUCGUCUGCCCAUAACAAGUUGUUAAAUAUAGCAACUUGUUACGCGAGCAGCCUGUAUUAGUCAUGUUGGAAGAACUUGUAUAGGAAGUCUGUUACCGUCAUCAACCUUGUAACAAGAUGAUAACAACUUGUUCCAGACUUGUCACAACAGCUGCGAACAUAUCCUGAUAUCAGCAUCCGUAUAUCAGCUUGACAACAAUAGAUAUGUAACAACUUGCACGUUUUUAUGUGUGCAGUAAUACACUAAACAACUGCCCCCCAAAAAUUUUAUAGCGUGUGCAUGUCAUUCUCGUUUUUAGAUGGAAAAUUUAUGUACACACUAUUGCAGACUUGGCUGCAUAAACUGUAAAGCGUACUGUGGGUGAUGGUAUCUUUACGUGUCGUCUACCAACUGAUCCUUAUUGUUUGGUUUGGAUCUCUUAUAUUCAUCUUUUCUCAUAUUACGGAUUUAGGUAAGACUCAUGAAUGUUUUGCAGAAUGAAAAUUGAUGUAUAUAGUUUGAUAUAUAUAGAUACAUGGCAGGGAAUGUGUCGUAGGUUAAGGGGGUUCAAUAGAUUAUGAUAAUAAGAAAACUGAUGCAAACAACUGCCAAAGCCUCAAUAUUAUCACUAAGUACUUUGUUAACUUGUGAAAUCUUUGUAAACAUGCACUUUCUAAGAUGGAAAAGUUUGAUCUAAUUCCGUCAAGCAGUAUAUAAGUGAGAUCAAUAGGUGAGGCCCUUACCCAUUAUUAGAAUCUCGGAAACGUACAUCUGGGUGCGUUUAUAUAUUUUAGUCCCGAAAACUUCUUGAAAAUUCCUGGAAUUUCAAAGUGAUUACCUAAUGUAAUUACCAGACCGUUAAUUAACGUUCGACGAUUUGAGCGAAGGCCCUUCGUUAUUAUCUUUUCAACUUAUUUUAGGCUAUCCUGAACCAGUACCAAUUGCAACGGAAUACGUUAACCAAAAUUUGUAUCUACCAAUUACGGAGAAAAGUAAGCUAAUAGUUAUUGUUUUCUAUGUUUCCUUAUUCAAAUGUACAUUGCAUCUGUUGCAGAGAGGGGGGACUUUCAUUCCAGUCCACCACUUUUGUUUGCAGAUGAGAAAAUAAACCUGCUUUGUGUUUCAGGUAAUAUUCAUUCGGAAUUAACUACAAAUGACGUUGGGACAAACUCGGAUGAGUUGACAAGUUCAGAGGAAAUUCCUGUCGAAACUUUGCAAUGUCCGUUACCUGAACCGAGCCGUGCUUAUCCCUUUUGUCAAGAAAACGUAGUGGUAAGAUUUCUCGGUUUCGUGGCAAGAACAGUCCAACAACAAAUUCCCUAAAGACAGAAUCCCUACUGACAAGAUCUCGGCAACAACACCAAAAAAAUAAACGAAUUCCUUUCCAUUUAUCAUCAUUCUCUAUAAGAUCAUUUUCUGUAAGAUCAUUCUCUAUAAGAUCUCUAUCAUCAUUCUCGAUAAGAUCAUCUUUCACGAACACUCAUUAGUGACUAUCUUCAUAGAAAUGUAUUGGCUUUGAUUUUGCGGAAUGCAUUUGCGAGUCAUGCAAGUAUUCUUUUUUGUUCCUGCACUUUGAAAGGUUCUCCGAUCAUUAUAUUUCUUCAGCCUCAGGAUUUGAAUACGGGAGUUUUUUUGGCUGCAUGAAUUCAAUAAUUUGUGUUAAACUUUCCUCGACUGUUCUCGUGUUUGACCCCUCUCACAGUUAAAGUGCAAAAGGCUUUCUUAGCGUACGUUCGGAACACUGGUUAACUGUAUUGGCCAAUCUGCAUGGGGUUGAAAAAAAUGGAAUUAUAAAUUGAUUUCAUCUUUUGUGUUUGCAGAAACUCUGGGACCACGGUCAUCAACCUUGUUACAAGAAAUUUGGUGUGGAUAAAUCUGAUGACUGCUCUGUUCUCAAAUAUUUAAGUGAGGUAUAAGCCUGCAACCCGUGCCUGUAAUCGCAUAUAGAGAUUAUAAUUAUGAUUUCGGGCAUUUUUUUAAUAAUUUGCUGUUGUGAAGAAACUGGAUCAAACUGUAUAUCAAAAUAUUCUGUAAGCUUUUAUAAAGAACUUUUAGCAACUUAAUAUAUAUUUCAGUUUAUAUUUCGUAUAUAUUUCGAAAUUUAACUUGUAUAAAUUUGGAUUUACUGAGUGACUAAAAUUUGUCCAGCUCCCCAAUACGAAUCUUCCGGCGUCAGUACGAAAACCAGAAACCUUUUUUGUGCAGGUAGAACAUUGGUGUCCAUUGCUGCCAGGGAAGAACAAGAUUGUUGAUAAUAAAGUGAAACCUGUAAAGGUUAGUUUUUUUACCAACGGUGGGUUAACUACAAAAUUUAUGUAGUUCGCUACAGCUACAGACAGCUAUACUUGUCAAAAAAUGUAGUCCGUUACUGACUCCAGUUGCUGUUUCACAAAUGUAGCGAACUAUUCACUACUUCGGUGCGACAAGUAGCCUAUCUUGCUAUCCAAUAUAUAGCGAUGGUUGCUUGAAAAGUAACAAACUACUGAAAAAGUAUAGUUCGCUACAGCUACUGUUUUGAAAAAGUAGUCACAAGAACUCGCUACUUGAAAACUGUAAUUCGCUAGAGUAGCAAACUUCGCUAUUACCCAUCCUGCAUGUUUUUGUACUGAAAAGAAUUAUGUUUGUAGAGAAGAAUUAUACUAGCGACGCGUCAAGAAAUCUUUUAAUUGUCUUCCAUGCAUUUUCUUGUCAGGCGAAGCUGCGAACCAAUAUAAAGGGUCUUUUCAAAAUACUAAAACAUUCCUAUUACAAAUGGACAAGAAAUCGGCUGUCAAGUUGGUGGUCGGAGUGGGUUGCGGGCGUUGAAGCACUAAAGAAACAACGUAAAGAACGAAAUAAGUUAAAGAAAAAGGUGAACAUUUUAUAUUCUGGCCAUUUUGCUCGAUAAUUAAAAAAAAUUUGAUCGGUUGCAUGGCCGUUCGCUUUGCUCGUCAAUUUGACCACAAAAUGGUCAAGUUCUCCUCGGUCAUUCCUCUAUAUUUCGUCCUUUGCAUUUUUUUUUCAGAUUUUAGUUUUCCUUGGUUCGUUUGCUGAUGUCCCAACGUUCUUUUACGCUGCUUCGUCAGGAGGACCUCUUGGUGAACUGGUUCAAUGGACUGACGUGAUUGCAAGUAUUUAUUUACUGGGACAUGACGUCACCGUAUCUGCUGCCAAGAAAAAUAUACCACGGUAAGUAAAGUCUCGUUUUUAACCAUUGCAUCUGGUAACCUAGUGGGGAACGGAUUUCCCGGACGGCAGGGAUUAUUUUAAGGAAAUUUUAUCACAACCUCGGCUGAUACUCCGAACCGGUGAAUAUAUAACAAUGGUAUCAUGCAUGCAAAGAUAAAACUAUUACUAGUGACAUUACUCCAGAUAUUGAUGGUCUCUUAUCAAAUUAUGCGUAUGUGGCCAUGGUUUUAUUAUAUAGUAGAGAGUGAGAUACUGAAAAAUACACAGUGAGAUAUUUUCCAUAUCUUCACUAGUGAAGAUAUCGAUCACGUGACUUUUUCCAAUUUGCUUUUGAGCGUGAAAUUUUACAAUUUUUUUCCUUGAUACUAUAUAAUAAACAAAACAUUACAUGGUGGCUUGAAGAUAUGACUUUUAUCUUCUCCUGUUAAAAACAAUAUUUUACUCACUCGCUGCGCUCGUUAAAUAUUGUUUUCACCACUCGAAGAUAAAAGUCAUAUCUUCGCGCCGCCGUGUAUAAUAUCCUCUAUAUAUAUAUAUAUACCGGUUUUCGGUAUGUAUAUAUAACCAUGCAUGGCCUGCACUGACAAAUACGUGGUCACCAUGUAUGGUCACAGGUGAAGUAGAGUUAUCUAUUUUUUUGUUUUUUAGUCUCCUUGGAGGACCAAGUGAUGAUGGAUGCAUACCAGAAGAACAUGCCCACAGUUCGUCUAGAUUUGAUAUCAUCUUUACAGAUAUCAUUGGCGUUGGUCUCAUUAAGAAUAUGACCGGACCAUUAUAUUCUAAAUACAAGUAAGUUUCUAAAAACAUCUGUUUGAAUACGACUUGUAACCAGUUUGAAAAGCAAGUGUCAAUUAGACGAUGGUUAAUUGGUUAAUGUACUGAUUUGCACGUUAUCACGUCAGGAAAAGCAAAGCCGACAGAGAAAAAAGUUGCUUCGCGCUAACAAUGGACCAUUUGCAUUAUAGACUAAAUUUCGAUCUAGACAAGUCCAGACAAAAAUUUCAUCACAGCUUGAAAGAGCAUCACAAAAUUAGUAAUAUUCCAAAGUUUCGUUGCGAAAUGUUGUAAAAUGCGGAUAAUAUAGCCUUGCGAAGUUUAUCGUUUUUCAGUCAUUUUGUAUUACAAACGGGAAAUUGACAGCCCAAUCGGGUGUUGGGGCAUCAAUUUCCCGUUUGUAAUACAAAAUGACUGAAAAUUGCAAAUUUCGCAAGGCUAUAUUAUCCGCAUUUUACAACAUUUCGCAACGAAACUUUGGAAUAUUACUAAUUUUGUGAUGCUCGUUCAAGCUGUGAUGAAAUUUUUGUCUAGACUUGUCUAGAUCAAAAUUUAGUCUAUAAUGCAAAUGGUCCAUUCGUCUGGGUGGAAAACCGGCUUGAGGCCCGUUUACAUUUGCAAUUUUUGCUGCGAUUUCUAGUGCAAUUGUCUUCUUCUGAUGGAUGUGAACGAGUAGAUGAAUUAUGAAUGUUCUGAGUGUAUGUCCCCUAGCUCAUCUGAUCUGAACAGUCAUAACUCAUCCAUUCGUUAACAUUCAUCAGAAGAGGAAAAUCGCACCAGAAAUCGCAGCAAAAGUUUCAAAUGUAAACUAGGCAGUCCCAUUGAAUCACGCAGGCUAAGUGUAAACGGGCCUUUAUAAAGAUGUUGUUGUUAUAACCACAGAUGCCGACUGCGAGUGGUGGAUUCGUUUGGUACCAAUGCAGAGUUCAACUAUCAUGGUUAUCGGAAACGCAUACCAGGUGGUGCGUCAUCCUGGGGGAAACUGGAUCUAGACUUGAGACAAUUUAUGACCAUGUUUCGUAAGUUUAUUAAUUAAUAAAUUAUUCCUAGAAGUUACUAUCGCAAGGAAAGUGCUGCCACGCCUCCAAAGGAUCAAAGGCAGCAUGCACAAUUUGCUGAAUAAGGGGCUGUUUAUAUCAGGAUCCCGCUUUGCCAGGACUAGAUGUGAUUUGGGAUUGUUUUGAUGUAUAUAUUAUUACUUGUAAGACACCCAAAAUAAUUCGAUUGAAUUGUUCCGUUUUCAAACCGCCCCGUAGGUGUGGUAUGAACUUAGUCUUACAAAUGUAUGCAUCCAAAAAUCGUUUCUUGCGAGUUCACAUAUUCGCGCUCAUUAUUUACUUAUUUGUUUCUAAUGUUUUGCACUUUUUCAAAUAGCCCACAGCCCUGACAACACAUUCUUGGGUUUUGUUUCGGGUGUAAAAGUCAAUGCCUCUGAGAGCAAACGUAUCUUGGCAAAGAAACGAAAUCAAUGUCUUAUUUAUGGCAGAGUCUUGGAUUACUGGCGGGUUAGUAUGUUAAACAAACUUGAUUUUUAAUUAUCAGUUCUAAACUGAUAAAAAUACUAGAGGUCCAAUAAGGGUUGAUGUUGAGUUGCAACUCUCGCUCGCGUUUGACCGUCAACUCUCAUCAACUCUCGUGAAGUUUGAGUUGGUUUAAAUUUUGAUAAGAGUUUUUUCUUAUUUGACUGGUAAUAUCCAGUCAUCUCUCAUGCAUGCAGCUCUUGUUCUCGUUUGAUUGGAGCAUGACAAGUGAGAUAACUCUCAUGCAAACUGUCACAACACUUAUUGACUACAGGGGCGAAACUUGAGGGGGGGUGUGGGGGGGGGUGUUACACCCCCCCCCCAAAAUACGAAUCAUCCCGAUUGGCAGGGCAAUCAAAGGUCUCUUAUAAAUAAAUGAUAGCACAUAGGCGUACCGGGCGGGGGCAAUAUUCGAUCAACAGUCGGGCAAUUUUGGUUUGAAAAAAAAAAAUGGGACAAAUUCAGUCAAUUUUAUCUAAAAUUAAGUGAAUUUUUUCGCAAAUUGUGUGAUUUUUCGAAAAUUUGUGUUAUGUUCCGAAAAAUAUAGGUUGUCCGGAAAAAUUUUUUGACCCCUAAAAUGGUACACAGACCGAAAUUUUUUUGGCGACGGGGGGGGGAGGUCGCCAAAAUAAUUUUUCCGGAAAAUAUUUUUUGGUACUUUUUGGCAGGGCAUCACUGGUUUUGGCAGGGCAAUUCUGCCAGACACCCCCUAAUUAAAAGGGGCUAGUUUCGCCCCUGAUUGACUAUACCAUCAACUCUUCUCAACUUUGAGCUUGUUCAAGUUUUGAUGAAAAUUCAUGAUAGUUCUGAUAUUUCAAUUAAAAUUCAUGAUAAUUUAUGAUACAUCCUGAUGACAAGUUGUUGAAAUAGCAUUGAUAUAUUUUACAGGGUCAUAGUAAGUACCUUCAACUUCUAAACCAAUAUGUCGGUGUUCACUCCACGACAAUCAGAGUCAGCAGUGUCGAAGUGAGUUGAUCUUGAGUAAGAUUAUAUUUGAGUUUCAAUAUGUUCUUUUCAAGUUCAUAUAACUCAACUUUUCUGAGAUUUCUUCUACUUUCGUUAGAAACAAUCCGAAAGGGUGAAGAUGCCUGGUUUUGUAAAGAACCAUGGAAUCCUUGGACGCGAUGCUUUGAUGGAUUUACUACAGCAGUCAAAGGUAAAUUUCAGAUAUUUCUUGAACUUUCCUUGUGUCUUGAGCAGUCUGUCGGCUGUGCCAGUGUACCUAGGUAGUGGCAAUAAGAAGAAAGCUUCGGAUUGAUAGGGACACAACCAUACCUGAAAAAUACAAAGAAGUUCUCCUUGUAUUUUUCAUUUAGUUGCAUGUAUUCCUAUCAAUCCGAAGUUUUGCUUGUGUCUUCAUUACAACUGGAUGUAUAACGCUGAUUUGUUUCCUAGAUAUUUGUUGGCUUGGGAUUUCCUUACGAAGGACCAGCGCCACUGGAGGCAAUCGCUAAUGGAGCUGUGUUUCUAAACCCAAAGGUAUAUUGUCAAUUUACAUCGCUCUUAACUUCUCCAAAUUUUUUCCUCUUAAAAUUUCAUCCGGAUAAGAUAAACCGAAAUGAAACAGUAUGAUAUCCUAAACAUCAGUUUAAACGACAAUUCAAGCCAAACUACUUGGACUUCACCCAACUAAUAUAAUACGAAUAUUUUUUCCCUCUUAGUUUAAAGUUCCCAAAAACCGUACAAACUCCAAGUUUUUUAAAGGAAAACCAACAUCCCGAUCGGUGAGUAGCAGUUUUAGUUCAUACUUGGCUGUAUGUUAGACUGGAUUUAAACCUUUGUGCUAACGGAUAUAUUAAUGGAUGUCUGCAGAGUGUUUUUUAUUUUGUCUUUUAAAGUUAACUUCUCAAAGUCCCUACCUUGAAGAGUUUAUUGGCAAACCUUAUGUUUACACUGUCGAUAUAAAAAACCUGACUGAAGUUAAUGAAACUUUGAAAAUAAUUUUAAAGAAGAAGGUAGGUUUAACGAUAUUACAAAAUUACCAAGACAAUAACAACAACAAUAACAAUAACAACAACAGCAAAAACAACAAACAACAGCAAUAUCAACAAACAAACAACAAUAACAACGGCAACAACAACAACAACAACAACAACAACAACAACAACAACAACAACAACAACAACAACAACAACAACAACAACAACAACAACAACAACAACGACAACGACAACGACAACGACAACAACGACAACAACAACAACAACAACAACAACAACAACAACAACAACAACAGUGACAGUGACAGUGACAGCAAUAUAACGAUGACGACAACAACGUCAGAAACACGACAAUGUUCAACAAGAUAAAACACAUCCAUGACGAAAUUUAAAUUAAUACCUAAUUAUUAAUUUAAACCAUCUUUUACGUAACUGUUACCUAGCCCGAAACACCUGUCUUUUUCCCUAGGCGCCACCGUUCCUACCAAUGGAAUAUACAUGUGAAGGAAUGCUUGAACGAGUUGAUGCUUUGAUUGCAAACCAGGUAAGGAAACCAUCCUAUUCACAACUAAUAAAGUAAAUACAUCGUGUAAACUUUAUCAUAAUCUAUAAAUCUAUUGAUAUUGAUCAUUCUGUCAUUAUAAAUCUCGGAUGGUUUUCGCUUUGCGAGUUUUUAGUAACUAAAUCUGUUUCUUUCAAAGGACUUUUGCGAUGGCAAACUGUGGCCUCCGUUAGACAAGUUGAAAAUUGUUUUGAGUCAACGUGGCCAGUCGUGUAAAGAAGCUUGUGGUAGCCGCGGUAUGUUUCAGAUUAAUAAAUCCCAUAUAUGGCAUAAAGUAUACUCAAGAAAUUACAGAAUCAAACUGCCUGAAAAUUAGGAUCGUACUACUGGACAAUUCAAAGUGUAGUUUGCUUUCGACGUUGCCAGUGAAAGUCUUGUUAAAUGUGUCUGGUAGUUUGAUCCUUUAAUUCCUCAUCUAUAUUGUUCAUCACUUUAUUCACCGGAAUAUAUUGUUCAUCAUUUUAUGCACGGGAAUACUACCUUCAAGAUCGUAAAAAUUACAAUUAAAUUUUGAAUAUUGAAGUUUUGAAUAUUGUAUUUUUCCUUUUUAGGUCGUAUUUGUGAACCUGGUUAUUGGGAAGUCAUAAACCAGAAAGCAUUUCUGAAAAAGUAAGUCCGUAAAAAUUGACAAAAUUGAAAAGUGACAAAAUGACAUUGUCAUUUUCCCCGCUAUUUCCGUAGGCCCACGCAUGCGCUUGACGUUUAACAGCGAUGUUCCUUUAGGCUAUAAACCACAAUGCUUUAUAUUCAUCUUUUAUUUGGUGUUAAUUUUUGUUUUACUAGGUUGAGAAAAUGUGAAACAUACGAAUCUGUGAGUGUACUUCAUGCCCCAUCAUUCAACAGCAAGAACGCGGUAUGCUAUCUUCAGGAUAACGUCAUGUUAUUUUCCUGCGUUGCUAAGCAACGAUCUUUACAGCGCCUUUGCCCUUGUCGUAGUUUUCGUAAGGAGCAAGUGGCACUUUGCGAGGGUUGUUAUUAAAGUGGCUCUGCGUAGUUUUGAAUUUGAGGUGAUGUCAUUAUAUGAGGCCUUAACGACGAAUCAAAGAGCUGCAUGAUCCUGUUGGUUAUAUAUGAAGUAAGGUACAGUAUUAAACAGCCUUCGCCCACCCCACCCCCAAUCACCGUCGUCUAAGACAGGGGUGGAAGCGAACUGUACCUCAGGAUGGGCGAACGUUUAAAAGUUGUCGAGGUUAUAAAAAAUGCGUCGUGUAAAGUACAGUGUUAAACAGCUCCAUUCCUCCCACCUCACCCUCGCUAAUUGAGAUAGGAAGGCAAAGAAAGUUGCAAAAUGUUUCUGCGAAAGCGUGAGUUACGGUGUUGAACAGUAUCUAACCCUUACACCCCUCCCCCCCACCCCCCCACCCCGCUCCACAAUGGUUGCGCCUUAUCCCCACCUGAGACAGGCAUAGGGGCGAACUGUUAAGGAUGUAUUAUGUGGAGAAAUUAUAUGGUUAACGAUUUGCCGUAGAAAAUGCGUAAAACAUAAAAAAGAGGUAAUCGGGGAGUCGCAGAUACCAAGAGAUGGGCAAGCUUCUGUUUCGCAUGUGUGGUAGCAAAGACAGGGCUUGAAGGAUAUCUAUACCGAUUCAUAGCCUUGAUUUGAUGUAUAGAAUUGAUGUAUAGAAUUGAAAUUUAUCUCAAAUAUAGUACCUACGAAAUUUGUUACAUGGUCAUAUAGCAGCCACGAACCCAGGCGCAAUUAACUAAAAAUAGGCACACUACAGUGUAUUUAUACAGAUCAGUAGCUAAGAUGAGCAAGCGCGCGGGGGUGCUUGGGGAGGACUCGACGGGCCGAGUCCUCCCCAAUAACACCCGCGCGCUCUCUCAGCUUAGACACUGAUCUAUAUAAAAACACUGUAGUGUGCCUAUUUUUAGUUAUUUGCGCCUGUGGUCUUACAGGCAGUACAAAGGCUGGAUAAUGGAUAUAACUGUAUAAAUUUCUCUUAUCACAGCAGAUAAUAAAAAUUAUGUAUUUGAAGUAUAUAUAGGUUUUCAAUCAAAGCAAUUGUCAGCAAUUUAGGC